Molecule: messenger RNA, 443 nt
Organism: Anopheles darlingi
Lineage: Eukaryota; Metazoa; Arthropoda; Insecta; Diptera; Culicidae
Gene: mRpL33
Product: 39S ribosomal protein L33, mitochondrial
Exons: 3
Coding region: 192-389 (65 amino acids)
Biological process (GO): translation
Cellular component (GO): mitochondrion
Source: RefSeq, a predicted model, not a curated record
GCCUCCCUGCGAGUGAGUGCCGCAAGUGAGUGUCCAACACGCUGAAAUGUCAAAAACGGGGUUGACAGACCGGAUUUUACGUAAACAAAUCCGAAUCCCGGGAACCGCGGAACAUCUCGACGACGACGACGUAAUCUUGUGGGAGAACGGGAAUUGGAACGGAAAUCCCUCUUCUUGCGGCCAGCAGCAUCAUGUUUUUGACAAACAUUCUACUGAAGAAGGCGAAGAGCAAAAACAUUCUCGUGCUGAUGGAGAGUGCGGUCAGUGGUCAUCAGUUUACUGCUAUCCGGGAGCGGCUCGCGGACAAGCUGGAAAUGUUGCGUUUCGAUCCCUACAUCCAAAAAACGUCGCUAUACCGUGAGCGGAAACGAGUGCGCAGCCUUAAUUGAACCUGCUCUCAGGAGGGCGAAUAAACGUAAAUAAAAUAGUACUGACACAAGUUA